Staurois parvus is the source of this 3027-nucleotide messenger RNA. NCBI's taxonomy places the organism in Eukaryota, Metazoa, Chordata, Amphibia, Anura, Ranidae. The record is from the annotation of a GenBank genome assembly.
CAGAUAUUACAGGCUUAUUGAAGAAUCCAUCGACCCUUGUAUGGUGUCUCCACUUAGUGCAGAAUGGCUUCAGGGAAUCUAUUCAUACAUACCAGCAGAACUUUGCAAGGUGUGGAGCAAAUCCCUUCAGGAUUUAACAAAGGAGGCAGAGGAAAACUAUAUCUAUGCUAUUAAGAAGUCCAUUGUAGACUAUAUAUUACUGGAUCCGAUGGAACAACAGAGGCUUGAAAUUACGAUAUCACCAAAGAUGUCUAACAGCGCUGGAUGGCACCAUUUUCCAUGGCAUGAAAGUGUUAAAGCAGCAUAUGUCAAACUGAAGAACAAGUUGCACAUCACACAUCCAGUCAUGUCUAAAGUGUUGCUUCACUUCUAUACAAAGUAUGCAAACUUUAGACUACUUGAUAUUGACAACCUUAUGCAUAUUGUGCCUAUGAAGAUGAAUGAGUUCUUAAAUCACAUAAGAAGUGAAGCCAGAAAGAAAUCUGAAGAACUCCAAGAGACAUGGCUUAGAGACUGCUGUGAUAUUGUGACUCAAAACAGAGAGAACAUAGAAUCUGAGAUGCCACAAGAUGAGAAGUUACGGAGGAAAAAGAUGGAUCACUUAUUUUGCUGCUUAGCGACACUAAUGUCCAAUCUUCAACGAAGUAUAGUAGAAGCCUCUAUUGCUGACCUUGUGAAAAUGGUUGAAGUAUAUGAUGAAGGAAAUCACUAUGAAGGAAAUUGCCCAUCAGAUGAUGUUUGGCUCAUAGAGAAACCUCAUCUUAUUUUACUAUUUGUGAAACCAUUCUUGAAAGAAUCGGAUGUCAGCUUUAAUCCAUCUGUUGAAGAGAUUGUCUGUGGCUUUGACAACACAGUGGAUAGUUUGGUUAUCAGUGUCCAGCAGAUGGCAAGGAUUGAGACUUUUCUUUUCCAGGUAAUAGAGAGUGUAUCAUAUAUACAUCAGUUCAGUACAAAUCAUGAAGUAGCACACCUUGUCCUAAGUCAACUCUACCUCAAGGAGAGUUAAUUAUAAGGGCUGGCAAUGAAUGUUUUUUGUGUGCUUUUAGAUAUGCCAAAGUGUACAAACCUUUUCUACAAAUGCUCUCUCCUCAAAUUGAAAAAAGCGUCUUGAAACACUUGCACAAAAAGAUGUCAGUUUGAAAGUCUAUGCCAGAGAAAUUAACAAAAUGAAAGAACUGGCAUCAGAUGUUGCUUUGUUGCCAGUAUUUGUGCCCAUGAAGAUGAUGCUUAUGGAUUGCUCUGAGUUUAAACAGCAAAUGAUUGAUCGUACCCACCAGCUGACUAAUAUCAUAAUUAAUAAAGUUACUUCCACGUCAAUGAAGUUUAAUCGAAAAAUUUGUUGGCAGUAUGAUGGCAUUGUCACAAAAAUAUCUGCCAUGGCUGCAUCAACAUCUGCUCUUGUUGAGCUGCAAAACUACAUUGACAGUCUGAGAAGCAAGGAGCUACCAGAGAUUCAGGAAAAGCUGGCAGUGGCAGCAGAAAAUCUGCUUUUCCUAAUGGACUAUGCAUCCUUAUCAAAAGAGGACAUUAUUCUUAACGGAAACACGUUUUCCUGGCCUCAGAGAAUCAUUCCUAUCAUUAACAGCAGUGAGACACGACUGCAGAGGGAGCAUGAUGGGGCUCUGGCAAGGCUCGCACAGUGGCAGAAGGAUUUCACAAAGCGCUUGGCUGAUGUACUCAUUGAGGUGAAAGACUUCCAGAAGAAAGACCGGAUGACUGAAGCUACUACUAAUGUACAGAAGCUUAGCUCCAUCAGCAGGAGAAUACAAGACUUUAUGGAAGAGAGAUCUCUAAUUAACAAAGAGGAGAUGCUUUUAGAAGUUGAACAAAUAAGCACAUUCGAUCAUAUAGCUGAGAUCUGUAGAAUAAAAGAGCCCUAUGAAGAACUAUGGACAACCGCUGCACAUUUUAGCACUUGCUAUGAGAAAUGGAUGAAUGGGCCUCUUCUACAGGUCAAUGCAGAAAAGGUAGAGGAGGAGGUGCAGAAUUUAUGGAAGACUAGUUACAAACUGACAAAAGCAUUUUAUCACCCGGACUUACACGGACCUCUUAAAGUCGCUACAACCAUUAAGACCAAGCUUGAGAAGUUUAAGAUCAACAUGCCCCUUGUAACAGCUUUGUGUACACCAGGGAUCAAGCCAAGACACUGGAACCUAAUGAGCAAAAAGGUCGGAUUUAAUAUCACUCCACAUGAGAGCACAACUCUGUUUGAAGUUUUGCAGUUUGGUCUAGAAAAAUAUCUUGAUGAUUUAAAUCAGAUAAGCUCUCAAGCAAGCAAAGAGUAUGCUCUGGAGAAAGCACUCAACAAUAUGAAAAUAGAUUGGGAGGAUAUAUGCUUCAACUUUUCACCCUACAAGGAUGGAAAUAGCUAUGUACUGGCAGCUGUUGAUGAAAUUCAGGUUUUGCUGGAAGACCACAUUGUGAAAACAACAACCAUGAAAGGUUCUCCAUUUAUUGAGCCAUUUGAAAAAGAAAUAUUAGCAUGGGAAGCUAAGUUGAGACACUUUCAGGACACUUUGGAUUCCUGGCUUCGAGUUCAGAUGGCCUGGUUAUAUCUGGAACCAGUUUUUGGAUCAGAGGAUAUACGUAACCAAAUACCAGUAGAAGGGGAAAAAUUUGAAACUGUUGAUUUCAGUUGGAGGCUAAUAAUGAGGGAGUCUGUGGAGGUGGCCAACGCCAUGAGGGUUAUCUCGCAGCCCCAGAUGCUGGGAUAAGUUGAAGGAGGCAGAAUUGCUGUUGGAUGACAUUCAGAAAGGCCUGAAUGAUUAUUUGGAGAAGAAAAGGCUAUUCUUUCCAAGGUUUUUCUUUUUGUCCAAUGAUGAGCUGAUAGAAAUCCUUUCGGAGACAAAAGAUCCACUUAGAGUUCAGCCACACCUUAAGAAAUGCUUUGAAGGCAUUGCAAAACUCAGGUUUAAUCCCAAGAAGGAAAUCACUCACAUGGAGUCAACGGAGAAUGAAAAAGUGGAGCUUGUGAUGAGAAUCAUUCCAGCGCAUGCCAAGGGGCUAGUUGAGAAAUGGCUUCAUGAG